AUAAGCUGCUAAUUAAAACUUGUAAGGUACGAGCCAGUUGGUUUGCUAACCCCAUCACAUGACUAGUUUCGGUCCACCUUGGCGUCUGAACGCGCCUACAUGACCUGUAACCUGUUUGAAGAGUCGUCGCCAUGUGACUUACGGCAGCAAUAUGACGGAUAACAAGGCAAAGUCAUUACCAUGCCUGUCGUCUUAUGUUUCUGCUCUACAGUUAUUUCAUAUGUACUUACUUACUGUACCGGGGAUUGGGGUUUCCCAGUUACCUACAGUGGAACCAUUGAUGUCCAUUUUACAACAUGCUGAUGUACUACUCGAACAAACAAUUAAAUUUUUUCACUUCACUACACUACGUCAUCGGCACCGUCCACCUCCCCAAAUGGUAUCAUCCCAAGAACUACUUUUUUUAUAUGUUCUCAAGAUUAAGAAUCCCAUUGUCAACAACGAAUCACCGAUUGCUGUAGCCCUUGCAUCUAAAGCGCAGUGAUUUGCAUAUUGAGCAUGCCUACGCCCCAGCACCAGUCCAAAUUUAGACAUCUCCCACGUGCAGCUUCUGGACCUUUGGAGUGUCCCUACGAGGUGAAUGCUUUCAUCCUCGAUUGCCAAACGCCCAGAAAGUUCAGUGUACUGAUCAUCAGGUCACAGGGUAGGAAUGUCAUCGCAUCGUGCCAGUUUAAUAAAGGUUCUGCAUUCACUCAGGAAGAACGGAAGACGUUCAAGCUGCAUGGUUUAUUACCCCCGAACAUCCAGACUUUGGAGGAACAAGUCCAGCGGGCAUUUCAUCAGUAUCAGAGCCGCCCCGAUGCUUUAGCGAAAAAUACCUUCAUGGCAAGCAUGAAGGCGCAAAAUGAAGUUCUAUAUUAUAAGUUAAUACAAACUCAUCUGAAGGAGAUGUUUGGUGUGAUAUAUACACCCACAGAAGGUGAUGCAAUUCAGAACUACUCCCGCCUGUUUAGAAAACCAGAGGGUUGCUUCCUAAAUGUCGAAGAUCAGGACAGGAUUGAAGAAUGUCUUUCCAAUUUCGGUCGUGGUUCAGACAUCGACUAUGUCGUUGUCAGUGAUGGCGAAGAAAUACUGGGCGUUGGAGACCAAGGCGUGGGGUCCAUAUUGAUAUCUGUGGCCAAAUUGGUUCUCACGACCUUAUGUGCUGGCAUCCACCCUUCUCGACAGUUGCCUGUGGUCUUGGAUUGUGGCACAGAUAACAAAGAUCUACUCAAUGACGAAUUGUACCUGGGCCUUCGGCAGCCGCGUGUCAGGGGCAGGAAAUAUGAUAAUUUUGUUGGAAACUUCGUGGCAACUGCCAGAAAGAUGUUCCCUAACGCCUACAUUCACUUUGAAGACUUUGGCCUCCAUAACGCCAGAAGGCUUCUGAAUCAGUAUCGGUCGCAUAUACCCUGUUUCAAUGAUGAUAUUCAAGGAACUGGAUGUGUGACUCUAGCUGCGUUAAUGACGGCUUUCCAUGUCAGUAAUACUAAGCUGGCGGAUGUUCGUGUAGUUAUCUUCGGCUCAGGAUCAGCUGGUACUGGUAUUGCGGAACAAGUUGCCGAUACUAUUGCCACAGAGACUAGCAGAACAAAGCAGGAAGCGUUGAGACAGAUAUGGUGCCUGGAUAAGCCAGGUAUUUUGUUGAAGUCUCUUGGUGAUCGACUUACAGCAGAGCAGGCACCGUUUGCACGGGAUGACAAAGAGUGGCCCAAGGAAAGAGCUACAGAUUUGCUGUCAGUCGUGAAAGAGAUAAAACCGCAUGUUUUGAUCGGCACCUCGACAAAGCCGAAGGCCUUCACAGAGGACAUUAUCCGGGAGAUGGCAGAACACGUCGAGCACCCUAUUAUCUUUCCUUUAAGCAACCCUACACGUCUGCAUGAGGCUUCUCCAGAGGACAUCAACAGCUGGACGGAUGGUCGAGCGCUAAUCGCGACGGGGAGCCCAUUCCCCCCUGUUGAACGUAAUGGAAUUAAAUAUGAAGUCGCGGAGUGCAACAAUUCAACCUGCUUCCCCGGUAUAGGCCUUGGGGCGGUUUUAUCUCGGACGCGAAUCCUUUCUGACAAGAUGCUGGUGGCAGCAGCCAAAGCAUUGGCUUCUCACUCUCCGGCACUGCGAGAUCCAAACCGGGCACUUCUGCCGGAUGUCGAGAAUGUACGUGAAAUUAGUGUGGAUAUAGCUCGGGCGGUCAUCAAGACAGCGACCAAGGAAGGACAUGCCCAGGAAGAGGGAAUUCCCGAGGAUGAUGAAGAUCUAGAAAAGUGGAUACGAGUGCAGAUGUGGGAGCCCCUUUACAGACCGCUUGUUAAGGCAGGACAACCGUGAUUUGCAGAAUAGCCUGUAGCCCUCGUAUAUUUCUCUCGGGAGUUUUUCCAAUGGGACAAAAAGCGAGAAGUGAGCACGAAGAGGGUAAAGUAACAGUGUGGAUGGACCCGAGGAUUAUGGAGCUAUGUACUUACAGAGCAAACGGAACCCGAUAUUUCGUAUAUGGGAGAUUAAUGAUCCACUGAAUGGAGGAACCUCUUGAUAGCGAGUAGUAGUUAGCUAAUGUAUG
This is a messenger RNA of Aspergillus alliaceus, 2533 nucleotides long. RefSeq names its product NAD-dependent malic enzyme. Gene Ontology annotation, molecular function: malate dehydrogenase (decarboxylating) (NAD+) activity; NAD binding. Gene Ontology annotation, cellular component: mitochondrion. The transcript has 8 exons. Gene Ontology annotation, biological process: malate metabolic process; pyruvate metabolic process. The record is from RefSeq and is a predicted model, not a curated record. Lineage: Eukaryota; Fungi; Ascomycota; Eurotiomycetes; Eurotiales; Aspergillaceae. Bases 499 to 2304 code for a protein of 601 amino acids.